UGGCUGGAGCCACCUUUCCCCUUCAAUUUCAUGUUAUCCGAUCUUCCACACCCCGAAACACACAAAAUUCAACAAAAUCCCCAAUACCUUCAAGAACCCAGGAACCAAAAAUCAGGUUAAUAAGUUACCAGAAAAAUUCAUGGAGAUUUCAUCUUUUACUCUGUCCACUCCUAGAUCCCCACUUUUUCUCCCUUCCCAAUCAUCCCAAUCCACCUUCUUGACCAGCAAUGGCACCACCUCUUUGUCCUUCAGCAAAAGCACUGUAAAUGGCAGUGCUUUGGUUCUGAGCAGAAGCAGAACAAGAACUGAGAGAGCCCAGAAGGGUAUGACGUGUAACGCUCUGUUUGGUCUUGGGAUGCCGGAGCUUGUGGUUAUAGCUGGUGUGGCGGCUCUGGUUUUUGGACCCAAGAAGCUGCCUGAAGUGGGGAAGAGUAUUGGGAAGACUGUCAAGAGCUUCCAGCAGGCAGCAAAGGAGUUCGAGACGGAGCUUAAAAAAGAACCUGAGGGCCUCACAGAGACACCUACAGCGUCGAGUGAAGAAGAAAAACAAGAAGCCAAGGUCGCAAGUUCACAGGAAAACGCAUGAGGUUGUAGUGAUAACCCAGUUGAUACAUUCUCUAUUUUUUGUUGUGCUGUAAGCUUAGAACAUGAACAAGGCAGAUCAAUAUUCUCGUUCUUUAUUAAUCUACUCGUUAUGUUCUCAGAA
This is a messenger RNA of Pyrus x bretschneideri (Chinese white pear), 706 nucleotides long. RefSeq names its product sec-independent protein translocase protein TATA, chloroplastic-like. The record is from RefSeq and is a predicted model, not a curated record. Gene Ontology annotation, biological process: protein transport by the Tat complex. Gene Ontology annotation, cellular component: membrane. The transcript is spliced from 2 exons. The coding region runs from base 140 to 586 and encodes 148 amino acids. Lineage: Eukaryota; Viridiplantae; Streptophyta; Magnoliopsida; Rosales; Rosaceae.